AUGACCGUGGGCAUGGGUGCUGACCUGGACCCCAACCACCACCACUAUGUGUUGGCGUGCAUUAUCUGUGGCAACUCUCCCUUGAAGAAACAAGCUGCAAUAUUGUCCGUGAGCGCCAAAUACUCUAAUGAUGUUUUCCCCGGAAGUCAUAAAUCCCUCUCCUAUAAACACCAAAGCUUACACGCUGCACAUUAUUUUGCUCAUAGGGUUCUUGGCGUUAUGGCUCUUUCCACUGGAAGAAAUGAGAUUUGCUCGUCGGUGAUCCAGCGCCAUUUUCAGCCAGGCAUGGAAGAACUUGUGAGCUUUGCUCAGUGUCUGGUAGAUGCCGGGACGGACCUGAGCACGUGUCACAACAUGAAUGGGCACAUUCUCAAAGCUUCACAAGAAAUGGGGGAGGCUCUGCAAGAGCUCCAGGGAGGCCUGAGUACUAUUGAUACCAAAUCUGCCCAGCUGGUGGCACAGAAGAAACAUUUGGAGGGGGAAAGGGAAGCACAGGCUGAGAAACUCCGUAGCCUAAGGCACCAAAUGGAUUCACACAAGAGCCUGGAAAGCAGGUCCAAAGGGAUGCUGGAAACAGCCAAGAGGCAUCUUGAGGAAAUGCAGCGGCAGCUCUCCCAAAAGGAAGAUGAAGCCCGGUACAAUGAGAUGAUAAGAAAUGUUGGCAUCGGACUAAUGUUCAUCCCUAUUGUGGGAAUGAUCCCCGGUGGCGUCAUGGUUGGUUGUGGCCAGGUGGCCCUCGAUGCUGCCCAGAACGCUAAGAGAGAAGCUGAAGAUGAAGUGAAUCGCCAUUCUGCAGAGGUUGUCCGGUGCAUGGCUGAAAUCGACAGAUGCCAAACUGAGAUAAGAGAAGCCGAAGCCGAAAUUCAGGCAAGCGAAAACAGGCUCUCUUCAAUUGAAUGGGAAAAACAGCAGCUGACUUCGGAGCAAGCGGAAGUGGUGACCCUUCAGAACUCCCUGAGAAAAUGUGUGACCUUCCUAGACGUUCUGUCCGGGAAAGUAGACACGGCCGAACUCUUAACUCAUGAUGUUGUGAUCUACCACGAGCUCGAAAGAGUUCUUGAAGAUAUUGUCAAUCAUGUGUUCCCCUUGAUGGGGCAGGGAAAUCAAAUGUGUGUGAUGGCCCUCUCCACUUCUGAAAUUCGAGUCCUUGUUGGGAGGUUAAAAUGUGCUAGAGAACAACUCAGUUUAGAAGGGCCAAGCUCAGGAUUGGGAAAUGUUGCCAUAGACUUCUAGCCAGCCAGUCUUAAGCAGCACAAAGUCCUAAGAUGUGGCAAUUCAGGCAAGCAUGCUAAGGUGCCAUAUCCACAUAAGUGUGUAAGUCACAUUAGGCUUCUAGUAAAAGCAGAUGAAAUACAAAACAACCUACAGAUAGAGGCUCUUAAUUUACUUCAACCUUGUACUUUAAGCCAUCAUUAGAGUUAUA
Sphaerodactylus townsendi is the source of this 1423-nucleotide messenger RNA. RefSeq lists its product as uncharacterized. The transcript is spliced from 3 exons. Bases 1 to 1233 code for a protein of 410 amino acids. The record is from RefSeq and is a predicted model, not a curated record. NCBI's taxonomy places the organism in Eukaryota, Metazoa, Chordata, Lepidosauria, Squamata, Sphaerodactylidae.